AUGGGCUUUCUGGACUCGCCGUGCUCGGCCCGGGCUCUUGCGGCAAGAAGCCAUGCCCCGAGUCGCAGGACCUCUUGGUCAUCGGCGGCGACUAUCGACCCAGAUCCGAUUGCUCUCCCACCUUUCAACGUAAAAGAAAUCAAGGCGAGCGACCAGCAGUGGCCUCCUGGCGCCAACAGGAAUCAGAAUAAGACGGCCGCGGGUGGAUAUUUCGAGAGCUGCAUCAACUGCAAGCUCUUUGGCAAGUACGAGAACAGCAUUCCCAAGGACGGCGGGAGUCUUUUUCGCUGCGAGUGCGACUACCCGGGAAGGCCGGGCGGGUUUCGCCGGAAAGAGUCGGUCCUGAACUUGAACAACUGUGGGCAGCCCCAGGUCUACCUUGUGGAGGCUUCACCAGCUCAUGCAGUUGCGACCUUUUCGGGGGCCGCUACCUCUCGUGUGGGUGUUAUGAUGCGCCUCCCGGAACCCAGAUGGUGGAUUUAA
Pyricularia grisea is the source of this 483-nucleotide messenger RNA. RefSeq lists its product as uncharacterized. NCBI's taxonomy places the organism in Eukaryota, Fungi, Ascomycota, Sordariomycetes, Magnaporthales, Pyriculariaceae. Bases 1 to 483 code for a protein of 160 amino acids. The record is from RefSeq and is a predicted model, not a curated record. The transcript is spliced from 2 exons.